UAACUCUCUCAGCACCCCUCCUCCUCCCUCUUCCCUAUUCUCUCUCUCCCCCGCAUUCCCAUCUCUCUCUCUCUCUCUCUCACACAAGGAGAGAUGAGCUGCAGCGGCAGUAAAGGAGAUAUUCUCCGUGUGCUGAGCGUCUGCUUUCUGAGCUCCCCGGACUUUCAGUGUGUGUCUGUCGGUGAGCCAGCGAGAGCCCCGGACUUUCAGUGUGUGUCUGUCGGUGAGCCAGCGAGCUCCCCGGACUUUCAGUGUGUGUGAGCCGCUCUCUGCUUCACUGAGAGAGAAGGAGAGAAGGAGGAGCAGAAAAGGGGGAGUACCUGAUUCCAGUCUCGCCCGCUGUGGGCUUAGAGGAAAAGGGAACAUCUCUUCUGGUACGAAGGCAGCAGACAGCCAAUGUGCCUCAACUAUAGGAACUAUACAACGACUGCCCUGCUGGGUGCUCUGGCUCUGCUUACUUCUACCAUGACAUAGCCUGCUCUUCUCCCAGGGAGACUAACCCACUAAGGGAACAGACAUGCACGGUGGGCACUACCAGGGAUCUAUGCUGCUGUCAGGUCCUGUUCAUCAGUGAUUUACCACGGAGGAACCAUGGUGAGCAAGGCGGAGGGAGAUAAAGGCAUGCUCACCAACUCCGAGUCGGACUCAGAGGUGGCGCCCACCCCCUCCCCUUCCGCCUCGCUGGCCCUGGAGGUCAAAUACUCCUUCCUGGACACCAGCAGCAGGUCACAGCAGCAGGUACGGAAGAGAAACAAGGCCCUCCAGGUGAGAUUCAAGGACAUCUGCGAGGCGCAGAACGAGCAGAGAGAGGCCGCUCUACAGAUGGCCGGGAAGGGGGGCAAGCCAGGCUCCUACAAGGUGGCGUACCGCAAAUACAUGACAGUACCCGCUCGGCGCUCCAUCCCCAACGUCACCAAGAGCACAGGGGUCCAGACCUCCCCGGACCUCAGGAGCCGUUACAAGACCUUUCCCAUGGAGAGGAAGAAGGGCCACAGCCACACCAAGCAAGUGGAAAGAGACAAGGGCCACAACAAUGGGUUUGUCAUCGACGUCAAGCACUCCAGAGCUGUGGACCGUUUAGGGGACAGGGGAGCCUGCGGUGGAGGAGGAGGAGGAGGAGGAGCAGGAGGAGUACAGAGAACCAGAGCUGUGGACCGUUUAGGGGACAGGGGAGCCUGCGGUGGAGGAGGAGGAGGAGGAGCAGGAGGAGUACAGAGAACCAGAGCUGUGGACCGUUUAGGGGACAGGGGAGCCUGCGGUGGUGGAGGAGGAGGAGGAGUACAGAGAACCAGAGCCUUGUUGCAUACUACGGAGUGCAUGGCUACGGUGGAGAAGCACUGUACAGACGACGUCCUCUACUCUGACUGUCUGAUGCUCACAGACGGCCCCUCUCCCUCCAACACGCCCGACUCCAACCCACAGGCCACCGACUAUCAGAUCUGCAACAUCGAAUCAAACCCACAGGCCACCGAUUACCAGAUCUGCAGCAUCGACUCCAACCCACAGGCCACCGACUACCAGAUCUGCAGCAUCGAAUCAAACCCCCUGGAAGGAUUAGAACACAGGGAACUGGACUCCUCGGACCGUCCGGCCGGUAAACGGCAGCUGCUCCACUCGGAGGAGCCAGGCUCUAGCAGGACUCUGCCGGGGGACAUGAGAGGGUCUUCCUCAGCCUCCAAGGUGACCGGCCCCAUCUCCUGGAACUCUCUGACCCAGGUGGAGUGUCUGGAGAGCCCGACAGCACGGAGCAAACGAAUGAAGGGACUGGAGCUCAAUGGACUACAGUCUCAGACUCUCCCGCGGGCCGCUGGCUGCACUACUCAGGCACAGUGUCAUGAACCGGCAACGUUCUCAUCACAGACGUUCUCGCCACAGACGCUGUCAGCCCGGACCACGGGGGAGGCGCUGGGCUGUAGGAGUAGCGGGGUCGAACCAGCGACCGUAGCGACUGCGGGGGGAGUUAACCCCGGGGGGGCCUGUAAGCAGAUAGUACCAGUACUGACUCAGAAAGGGGAGGGAGGAGAGGACGUGAAAUCACAGCUUCAGGCCAUGGAGAACCUGAUCUCCUCCAGCCAGGAGACCAUCAAGGUCCUGCUGGGAGUUAUACAGGAGCUGGAGAAGGGAGAGGCCCACAGAGAGGGCCUCUCCUAUCGAACCGGACAGGACACGGCCAACUGUGACACGUGUCGGAACAGCGCAUGCAUAAUUUACAGUGUGGAGCUGGACUUCAAACAGCAGGAAGACAAGCUGCAUCCCCUGAUGAAGAGGCUGUGUCCUUUAGAGGACCCACACUUCUCUCUGCCUUACCCCCCUGAGGCCUUCACCUCCACCCCUAAACGCAAGGCCAAGGCCGACUCCAAGAAGCACGCCAGAUGGAAACUCUGGUUCCUCUGAGACACAGCAGGAAUAAUAUCCAAAACCCCAAACGUCGUCGUCUUAGGUCAGACAGAGCAACAAGUUGAGGACUCCGUCUGCACUGCGGGAUGAGGGACGAGCGUCGGAGUGACGUCACCUAUUGGAUUUACGGAAGACAAUGGCCCGAACUCUGAUUCAGCAGGAUACCUUUGAUUUAUCCAUCUAUCGAUUUAUUCAUCUUUUGGAUCACAACAAAAAAACAGAAUCCCAAUGAAAGGUUUUUCAUGGCCCGGUAACCUCAAUCUAUCUGAAACUGGUGAGCCCUUCUAAUAAUGACAAUAAUGGAUAUUAUUGAACUGGGUUUUUUGGUUUUGGAAAGAGCGGCAGGAUCUGUAAAAAGAAAAACAUGAA
This is a messenger RNA of Oncorhynchus kisutch (coho salmon), 2766 nucleotides long. Its product is annotated as inhibitory synaptic factor 2A. The record is from RefSeq and is a predicted model, not a curated record. Bases 592 to 2394 code for a protein of 600 amino acids. Gene Ontology annotation, biological process: inhibitory postsynaptic potential. NCBI's taxonomy places the organism in Eukaryota, Metazoa, Chordata, Actinopteri, Salmoniformes, Salmonidae. Gene Ontology annotation, cellular component: postsynaptic density. The transcript has 6 exons.